This is a messenger RNA of Lactuca sativa (garden lettuce), 1726 nucleotides long. RefSeq names its product ABSCISIC ACID-INSENSITIVE 5-like protein 7. Gene Ontology annotation, molecular function: DNA-binding transcription factor activity. Gene Ontology annotation, cellular component: nucleus. The record is from RefSeq and is a predicted model, not a curated record. Lineage: Eukaryota; Viridiplantae; Streptophyta; Magnoliopsida; Asterales; Asteraceae. Gene Ontology annotation, biological process: positive regulation of DNA-templated transcription.
UACGCUUUAUGAAGACAAACAUGAAUGAAUUGAGUACCGAAGUUUUUACCAUUUAAAAGGAGCAGAAGACACUUGUCAUCUCUUCCGAGCAAACAAGAAACGAAAGGACACGCCGCUCUUCCCCUCCACCCUCUCCCUCUCAUCUCUCACUCUAAAAGGAAAUCAAAGCCAUAGCGAUUCAUCUGCAUUCCAUUUGAUUUGGGGAUUCAAGAUUCAAGAACAUGAGUUCAUUUAUCAACUUCAGAAACUUCGUUGACACAUCGCAACCAGAGAUGAAUGGAAUCAGACAAAUGGCACCAAAUUCACCAUUAACCCGACAAUCUUCAAUCUAUUCCUUAACUUUCGAUGAGCUACAGAACACAUUAGGUGGAGGUGGGAAGGAUUUCGGAUCGAUGAACAUGGAUGAACUUUUGAAGAACAUUUGGACUGCGGAAGAGACUCAAUCAAUGGCGCUGACUUCUAAUUUUGGAAUCCCGAAUAACGGGAACGGGAAUAUACAAAGACAAGGAUCAUUGACGUUACCAAGAACACUUAGCCAGAAAACCGUCGAUGAAGUCUGGCGAGAGUUGAUGAAGAGUAACGGCGGAGGAAAAGGCGGCGAUUUGAUCGGAGAAAUUAAUUUACAGGCGGAGCAACGGGAACCCACUUUGGGGGAGAUGACAUUAGAGGAUUUCUUACUGAAAGCAGGCGUCGUAACUGAAAAUAAUCAAAUUCAAACGAAUGAAGGAUCUAUGAGACCUCAGAACCCUCAAAACGCUCAAAACAGCUCGUAUUUUGGUGAUGUUUCACAGAAUGUCGAAAACAAUAGCUUCAUUUUCGGGUUUCAAAACCCGAAUCAAAACCAUGGAUUUCAACAGCAAAUCACAGAGAAUAAAAAUGGACUCAACCUGCAACCAAAACCAAAUCCAAAUCAAAAAUCGCAGCCUCAGCCGCAGCCUCUUUUCCCGAAGCAAGCGGCGUUGGACUUCACGGCGCCAUUGAAUGGUAAAUCUGAAAACCCGAUGAAGAUUAAUGUGGUUCAAGCUAAUGGGGUCGAGAACGGAGUGAUGAACAUGAAGAAACUUGGGGGUCCUGGCGCAGGAUCUCCACGUAAUUUGAUCCCAAAAACUAACGUCGAUUCAACUCCAUCACCUCCCUUUUAUGCUUUUGAUGAAGGUGGUUUUCGUGGGCGGAGAAGCAGCGGUACUUUAGAGAAAGUGGUGGAGAGACGGCGGAGGAGAAUGAUCAAAAAUCGAGAAUCUGCUGCAAGAUCUAGGGCUCGAAAGCAGGCGUAUACUUUGGAAUUGGAAGCAGAAGUUGCAAAACUUAAAGAAUUAAACCACGAAUUAAUGAAAAAGCAGGAAGAAAUCACGGAGAUGCAGAGGAAUCAGAUAGUGGAGAAGAUGAAGCUGCCAUGGGGGAGUAAGAGGCUAUGCUUACGAAGAACGUUAACAGGGCCUUGGUAGACUUGAUAAACAAUGAUCUGAUUAGAUGUAAAAGGUGAAUUGGAAAAGAUAUAAAUGAUGUGGGUAUGAAAUUUUAUCAUAGAUGUGGGAUUGUGAUCUUGUUAACUGUGUCUGGGUGUGUAAUUAUAUUAUAGACCAGAUUAGCAAGCAAGCAAGCACCUGAUAAUUUGUGCGACUUAUUUUUGAGAGGCGAAUCUUGUAUGUUAAGUUUUAUAGAUCAUGUAGAUCAAAUGCAAACUCUAUCAUGAAUAUUUGUUUGUAUUCUUGAUUUGGUUUACAAA